Messenger RNA from Phytophthora nicotianae INRA-310, 1909 nucleotides. RefSeq lists its product as hypothetical. The transcript has a single exon. The record is from RefSeq and is a predicted model, not a curated record. Gene Ontology annotation, biological process: transmembrane transport. The coding region runs from base 205 to 1842 and encodes 545 amino acids. Gene Ontology annotation, molecular function: nitrate transmembrane transporter activity. Lineage: Eukaryota; Oomycota; Peronosporomycetes; Peronosporales; Peronosporaceae.
GGGGAUUCGAAAUUGUUCAGACUCGCAACAGAGUGCAACCCUCGUGGACUGGUUACCACCCAACUGAACUCCAAGACAGGCCGAUGAGUUCGGUACAAUGAUACCCACAUGGUUACCCACCUACCUGCUCACUUUACCUUCUUCUUUGGAACGCUCAGAACAGCAUUUCCAUUCGGGGGGUGACUCGAUCCUGCCUCAGUAACGAUGUCUAGAGCUCCACACACGCUAAUUGAUCUCGGGCAUCCGAUCUCCACUCGCACUAACACGAUCGCUGAAACCCCGAGGCCCCCGCUGGAUCUGGGAAUCUCCAACAUUUCGAGAACCACCGAUCACAAAGCUACCUCGUACCAUGGCAUGUCGACGGAUCCGCACCGUCAGAUCCCGAUGCUGCAGUCAACCCGCCCUCGCCCUUUCUCCUUUGACAUCUACACUGAUCCACAGCAGGGUGACAAGGCCACCGAAAUUCGACUAUUCAGCUUCCAGCGCCCGCACAUGCGGGCCUUCCAUUACGCAUGGCUGUCGUUUUUCAUUGCGUUCUUCGGUUGGUUCUCGAUCCCACCGAUCAUGCCGACCAUCAAGAAACAGCUCAAUUUAACGGACGACCAGGUUUCCAACUCAAAUAUUGUGUCACUUUCCAGUACCAUUAUCGGUCGACUAAUUGUUGGGCCCCUUUGCGAUCGCUACGGAGCACGCACUAUUCAAUCUGUGCUGUUGGUCGUUGGAGCUGUCCUCGUCGCCUCUGCGGCACUCGUGACGAGCUACACUGGUUUGAUGCUGACGAGGUUUUUCAUCGGUCUCGUGGGGUGCACCUUUGUGGCUACUGCGUACUGGACGUCGACCAUGUUCUCACACGAGGUGGUCGGUAGCGCCAAUGCCAUUUCGUGUGGCUGGGGUAACUUGGGUGCGGGUGUGACUUACUUGAUAACUCCUCUUGUCUUCGAUCUCAUCACAGUUAACGGUACCAUUUCGGACAAUUACGGCUGGAGAAUAGCACUCGUAUUUCCUGCCGUUCUCAUGGUUGCAAUAGGUAUUUGCACCUAUUUGUUCUCGGACGACUGUCCACAGGGCAACUACGUCGACCUCAAACGCAACCACGUCAUGGCUGACCGAGCUAAAUCGGAGUUGUAUUAUGGGUUCAUGGCGGUCGCUCGACAACCGGUCGCUUGGAUUCUUGCCUUCCAGUACGCCUGCUGCUUCGGUGUCGAGCUGCAAGUCCACAACGUGCUUAGUCUGUAUUACUACGAAGACUUCACGAUUGCCGGGUGUGACAUAGAGACUGACGCCAAUGAAUGCCGUCUACUGACCCAAACCAAAGCUAGCGUCAUUUCGUCCUGCUUCGGUCUUAUGUGCAUCUUUGCUCGAGCUAUUGGAGGGUACGUUUCCGACGUCGCAAACCGCCACUACGACAUGAAAGGCCGCAUCUCCAUGCAGAUGUUGUGUCUUGCAGGACAAGCUAUAUUUCUCUAUCUCUUCAGCCAGAUCCAAGUGCUAGCUUGGAGUAUCCCGUGCCUCGUUGUUUUCGGGUUCUUCGCUCAAGCAUCUACCGGAACAACGUAUGGUAUUGUUCCCUACGUCUGUCCUGAACACACUGGCGUGACAUCUGGGAUCGUUGGUGCCGGGGGUAACAUGGGUGGUCUCGCGUGGGGGUUCCUCUUCAAAGAAGUUGUGAAUCGCGCAAAGUCUUUUGAAUACUUGAGCUUCUUUGUAGCGGCAUCUUCAGUUUCAUCCGUGUUAAUCCAGAUCCAUGGAGAGCGUUCGAUUUGGUCUCGAGGCGGGGGAGUGAGUGGGCGAGCUCCUCAACACCUCAAUUUCUCUCGCGACGAUACCGCUAGCAACUGGUAGGCAGUUGAUGGACUCUAAUUGCUAGAUAAUGUACACGAACACGCUGUUUGCCUUUUAUCACAUCCUA